Molecule: messenger RNA, 2991 nt
Organism: Colletotrichum graminicola M1.001
Lineage: Eukaryota; Fungi; Ascomycota; Sordariomycetes; Glomerellales; Glomerellaceae
Product: AMP-binding enzyme
Exons: 7
Coding region: 1-2991 (996 amino acids)
Source: RefSeq, a predicted model, not a curated record
AUGCAGAACCAAACAUCUCAGAAUCCGGCCUUGCCUCCGGUUGGACAAGUUCCUCGCUCGUUCACCCAAGGCGCACAAAUCAGAUCCAGGUUUCCCACUGUUACGGCCGCUUUUUAUCACCAUGCAGAGAGUCAUCGAGACGUCACUGCGGCUCGUGACCUCUCGGCACCGCAGGUUCGAGACAUCACAUAUGGCGAUCUUGCCCGCCGGGCCAACCAGUUGUCCAGAAAGCUUACCAGUCUCGGGGUUCAACCUGGUGACCGAAUUCCGCUUGUCGUCAAGCGAGGUAUUGACAUGCUUGUUGGUAUCAUUGCGAUCCUCUCUUGCGGAGCUCAAUACGUGCCACUCGACGGCGGUGUAGUACCUGACUCAACACUGCGAUUCGUACUCAAACAAGCCGGUGGAACACACGUUUUGUGUCUAAAGUCAACAAAGUAUCGGUUCGAGACACUCGGUUCCCCCUGCGAUGCACUUGUCAUUGACGAAGACUUGGGAGAAAACGAAGAUAAUUUGGAAGCCCUUCCAUUCCGUGACCUGGCCAAGCCGGAGCACGGGUGCUAUGUCAUCUACACAUCUGGAACUACUGGCACUCCGAAAGGAGUUGAUGUAACCCAUCAAAAUGUAACUAACCUUGUCUGCCUUUCGCCUGGCGAUCUGAGCAUCUCCACCGGGACACGUGUGGGUCAGGUCUUGAACAUCAGCUUCGACAUGGCCGCGUGGGAGAUGCUGGGAUGUCUUUGCAAUGGAGGAACUCUCGUUCUCAGAGGCUCCAACUGGGAACCAUUUUUGAUCUGUACACCAAGCAUUCUGGCAAAGUACGAUCCUCGAGAAUACUCCAACAUCAGAGUUGCUGCGACUGCCGGUGAACCCAGUUCUCAGAGACUCGCAGAUUUGUGGGCCACACAUGCAACCUACUAUAACUGCUGCGGACCAACAGAGACCACCAUUGUCAACACCAUGCAUCUUCACCAACCAGGAGAAGCUUUGACAAUUGGCAAGCCAACUCCUAACAAUACAGUCUAUAUUCUCGAUUCCGAUGGAAAGCCUCUGGGGAUUGGUGAGACCGGGGUGAUGUGGGCUGGUGGUCAUGGCAUCUCUCGUGGUUAUGUGUCUCUGCCGGAGAAGACUGCUGAGCGAUACAGGCUAGACCCUUUUGCCAACGAUGGCUCCAUGAUGUACAACACCGGGGACCUUGGUCGCUGGAGACAUGACGGCUGCAUUGACAUCCUCGGGCGAGUCGAUGAUCAGAUCAAGAUCAAAGGCUUCCGAGUCGAACUUGACGGUGUUACUUCAUCGAUCAACAGUUGUUCUGUCGUCUCAAAAGCCGCAGUACUGUUCAUCCACAACGAGAUCCAUGGGUUUGUUACGCCACGUAACUGCGAUCUUGACAUCAUUCAGGCCCACAUCAGAGCUCGACAGCCUUACUACGCCAUCCCUACCAAGUUUCAUUUCCUCGACACUCUGCCCCUGACUUUGAAUGGCAAGGUGGAUAAGCGAGCUUUGCAAGACUUGGUCACUGAUGCCGACAAGGAGGUGACGAGCAUCGCCAUCAAAGAGAUUGGCUCCCAGCAUUCUCUCUCUACGAGGAGCAACUCCUCUACCAGUGAACUCAAAACCGAGUCCUCUGCUUCUAGCUUCACAGAUGUGGACGAGAAACUUGAUCUUAGCCAAGACAUCCCUGUCAAGCGCUUGGCUCAACCAUACCGCGGUUUCACGCACCGCAUCGCCAUCGUCUACCGCUGCUUGUUCACCAUAGUCGGCCUGAUAAACAUCGCUGCAAUCGUCGUACUAUUUUUCACCGGACUCCAGAGGAAUUGGCUCAGCAACAUCACGGCUAUCAAUCUUCUUGUUGCCGUUCUCGCGCGUCAGGAAUUCGUGAUCAAUGUCUUGUACACAAUCACCUGCAACGUACCCAAAUACUGGGCCCUUGCCGUUCGAAAGCGCUGCGCGAGGAUCUUCCACCUCGGCGGGGUUCACUCAGGUGCCGCUGUUUGUGCGGGCGCUUGGCUUCUGGCUACCAACGUCAGUGACGAGGUUUGUCAGCUCACCGAGUGCUCUACUUGGGGCUACCAGUCCAUGGCCUCAAAGGUCGUAUCUUGGAUGCUCACCGGUCUCUUCACUAUCACGAUUGGACUUGCCUGGCCUUCAUUUCGGAAAACGCAUCACGACCUCUUCGAGAAGACGCAUCGUUUCGUUGGCUGGACGAUGCUUGGUCUCUUUUGGGUGCAGGUUGUACUUGGUGCCAAUGACGGAAGACCGGCGAACGUCUCACUUGGUACAGCUUGCGUUCGUACCCCCGGAAUCUGGUUGCUUGCCGUGGCAACCAUGAGCAUCGCCUCUUCUUGGAUGUUCCUCAGAAAAGUUCCUGUUGAGGCUGAAGUUCUCUCCAACCACGCUGUGAGGCUGCACUUUGGCUACACAGUCCCCGUCAAUGGCAGCUUUGUAAGACUUUCGAGGCGACCGCUUCUUGAGUGGCACUCCUUUGCCACCAUCCCGGCUCCAGAGAAAGUGGGAAACCAUCCCAAGGGAUUCUCGUUGGUGGUCUCGAAUGCUGGCGACUGGACAAAGAACUGCAUUGAGAAGCCACCCACUCACAUCUGGGUGCGCGGCGUUCCAACUUGUGGUGUGAUGCGGAUUGCCACUUGCUUCAAUAGGAUUGUUGUUAUUGCUACCGGUUCGGGCAUUGGUCCUCUACUUGGGCAUAUCCAGGAUCAGAGUUGCGCAACCCAGUUGAUCUGGUCUACCCCAAGACCCGAACAGACCUUUGGCAAACAGUUACUUGACAGUAUCAAGUCCAAGAUACCCAGCGCGGUGAUACAUGACACCAAGACCAUGGGUCGCCCGGACUUGGUCAAAAUGGGUUACAACAUGGUGAAGAGCUUCCAGGCUGAAGCCGUUAUUAUUAUCGCCAAUGAAAAGAUCACGAAAAAGGUGGUUUACGGACUUGAGACUCGCGGCGUCCCAGCCUACGGUGCCAUUUGGGACUCCUGA